AUGAAGUUUGGGAAGGAGCUUGCCGCUCAAAUGGUGCCUGAAUGGCAGGCAGCUUACAUGGAUUACAGUUCACUAAAGAACUUUUUGAAAGAAAUCCAUGCUUUGAAACAAAAGAGCAGGCAAGCAGAUGCCCCAACUAGCCUUCAGCAAGCCUUAACGCUUUAUAGAGGCUUCAGUGGUUUGAUUCAGAGACAAAAUCAACGUGCAACUUCUUUCGAUGAUCAUGACAUCGAGAACCAAGCCAUUCUUGUAGAUUCUAUGCAAGGAAAUGGCUCUGGAAAGUAUGUGACCACUUUUCUUAUGGCUGCAGAAGAAGGAGCUGAAUAUGAGCACGAGUUCUUCAGGAUGCUUGAUAGUGAGUUGAGCAAAGUCGACAAGUUUUACAGGUCUAAGGUGAAGGAAGUGGUGGCUGAAGCUGAAAUACUGACCAAACAAAUGGAUGCUUUUAUUGCUUUUCGGAUAAAAGCAGAGAAAGUAGAAAAGAAAUUUGACGUUUCAAGUGACAAAAUGAUUCCCACCAACGCAGUACAAGGCGGACGUGCAGGAUCAAAUAAGCAUAAUGAUGCUAAACAAUCCAAUGAUAGCUUGCAAGAGAUUGAUCACGAAGACAACCCCAAGAAUCCUGCAGCCUGCAUUAGACUUGCUUCACAAGAAGUAUUAAAUCGUGUGAGGUUGAAUCGAGAUAUUCAAGUUCCUUUCCCAGCUGCUAAAGUAAACUGUGUUAGCAUGAACAAACAGACACAAAUGAAUUUUACCAAGGGCAAUCUAACGAAAAUCCAAAAGCAACUGAAGCAGGCCUUUAUUGAAUAUUAUUACAAGCUUCGGCUUCUCAAGAACUAUAGCUUCUUGAACGUACUAGCAUUUUCUAAAAUCAUGAAGAAAUAUGAUAAGAUCACAUCAAGAAGAGCAGCAAAACAUUAUAUGAGAACAGUGGAUGAUUCUUAUAUAGGCAGCGCUGAUGAAGUAACUAAGCUAAUGGAGAGGGUUGAAGCCACAUUCAUCAAACAUUUCUCAAAUUCAAACCGCAGUAAAGGCAUGAACAACUUAAGACCAAAAUCAAAGAAAGAAAGACAUAUUAUAUCAUUUUGCACAGGUUUUUUUGUUGGUUGCACAGCGGCUCUGACACUAGCCCUGAUUUUGAUUAUACAUGCACGUGAUAUCCUCAAUAAGGAAGGAAGAGCUCAGUACAUGGAAAGCAUGUUUCCCUUAUAUAGUUUGUUUGGAUUCGUCGUUCUACAUAUGCUUGUAUAUACCGGAAAUUUAUAUUUGUGGAGGCGAUGCAGAAUUAAUUAUACCUUCAUAUUUGGCUUCAAGCAAGGAACAGGGCUGGGAUUUCGAGAAGUUCUUCUCUUUAGUUUUGGCCUUGCAACACUAGCACUGACCAGCGUGAUAUCAAACCUGGACAUGGAAAUGGACCCUAAAACAGGAGAUUAUAAAGCAUUGACUGAACUACUUCCUUUAGCUUUGGUUAUGCUUGUGAUGAUCCUUUUACUCUGUCCAUUCAACAUCCUUUAUCGCUCAAGCCGCUUCUUUUUGCUCACAACUUUGUUUCACUGUAUCUGUGCCCCUCUCUACAAGGUCAGAUUUCAAGAUUUCUUCUUGGCAGAUCAGUUAACUAGUGAGGUACAAGCAUUCAGGAGUCUGGAAUACUACAUAUGCCAUUACGGUUGGGGAGACUACAAACUCAGACAAAACACUUGCAAAUCAAAUGAUGUAUUCAACACUUUCUAUUUCAUCAUUGCUGCGAUUCCCUACUGGUCUCGUCUCCUUCAGUGCGUCCGAAGGUUCUAUGAUGAGAAAGAUCCGAUGCAAGGAUACAACGGAUUGAAGUACUUCUUGACAAUUGUUGCCGUUUGCACAAGGACCGCUUAUGGCCUUGACAGGGGAGACAGCUGGAAAACAUUAGCCUGGACAUUUUCAGCAAUGGCAGCUAUCUUUGGUACUUAUUGGGACCUUGUUAUCGACUGGGGGCUUCUACAAAGGAAGUCCAGGAACCGCUGGUUGAGGAACAAACUUCUAGUCCCUUACAAAAGUGUAUAUUUCGCAGCAAUGGUCUUGAAUGUGUUGCUGAGAUUUGCCUGGCUACAAACUGUGUUGAAUUUCCAUUUGUCCUUGCACAGAGAAACAUUAACUGCUAUUGUUGCCAGUCUAGAGAUUAUUCGUCGGGGCAUAUGGAAUUUCUUCAGAUUGGAGAAUGAACAUUUGAACAAUGUUGGCAAAUUUCGUGCAUUCAAAUCAGUGCCACUACCUUUCAACUACGAUGAGGAUGAAGAUCGGAGUGAUUAG
Messenger RNA from Theobroma cacao (cacao), 2286 nucleotides. Its product is annotated as phosphate transporter PHO1 homolog 3-like. Gene Ontology annotation, molecular function: phosphate transmembrane transporter activity; inositol hexakisphosphate binding. Gene Ontology annotation, biological process: cellular response to phosphate starvation; phosphate ion transport. The record is from RefSeq and is a predicted model, not a curated record. Lineage: Eukaryota; Viridiplantae; Streptophyta; Magnoliopsida; Malvales; Malvaceae. Gene Ontology annotation, cellular component: trans-Golgi network; cytoplasm; plasma membrane.